Molecule: messenger RNA, 3632 nt
Organism: Equus caballus (horse)
Lineage: Eukaryota; Metazoa; Chordata; Mammalia; Perissodactyla; Equidae
Source: RefSeq, a predicted model, not a curated record
UCCUUCUAAGGGCCCUGAAUAUAUCUGAAAAGGAAGCUGGGCCACAGCGUGGCUGCUAGGCACUUGGGAGACCUUACUGUUUCCUGCCUUUUGUCGCCCUGGGACCCCCCGCCAGCCCCGCGCCCCGCGCUGCCCCGUGAAGCCCAGAGCCUAAGCGGUAGGAGAGGGGGGAACCGAAAAGCCGCGGAACCAGAGGCGAGGGAGAGGCGCGGACGGAGGGAAGAGGAGCAGGCGGACCGGCAGGCCUAGCUCUGAGGCGGAGGCGGCGGCGGCGACGGGGGAUGGAGCCCCUGCGGGUGCUGGAGCUGUACAGCGGCAUCGGCGGCAUGCACCAGGCGCUACGAGAAAGCUGCAUACCUGCACAAGUGGUGGCUGCCAUUGAUGUAAACACUGUCGCUAAUGAAGUCUACAAGUAUAAUUUUCCUCACACGCAGUUACUGGCCAAGACAAUUGAAGGCAUUACGCUAGAAGAGUUUGACAGAUUAUCUUUCAAUAUGAUUUUAAUGAGCCCGCCCUGUCAGCCAUUCACAAGAAUUGGCCUGCAAGGUGAUGUGACUGACCCAAGGACGAAUAGCUUCUUAUAUAUUCUAAAUAUUCUCCCAAGAUUGCAGAAAUUACCGAAGUAUAUUCUUUUAGAAAAUGUUAAAGGUUUUGAAGUGUCUUCUACAAGAGACCUGUUAAUACAAACAAUAGAAAAUUGCGGCUUUCAGUACCAAGAAUUUCUAUUGUCUCCAACUUCUCUGGGCAUUCCAAAUUCAAGGCUGCGGUAUUUCCUUAUUGCAAAGCUUCAGUCAGAGCCACUACCUUUUCAAGCCCCUGGUCAGGUACUGAUGGAGUUCCCCAAAAUUGAAUCUGAACAUCCAGAAAAACAUGCAAUAGAUGCAGAAAAUCAAAUUGAAGGAAAGAAAAUUGAACCAAAUAUUUGGUCUGAUAGCAGCAGACCAUGUUCUGGAAAAGCAGCCAUUCUUUUUAAGCUUGAAACUGCAGAAGAAAUUGACCGGAAACAUCAACAGGACAGUGAUCUCUCUGUGCAAAUGCUAAAAGAUUUUCUUGAAGAUAAUGUUGACGUGAAUCAGUACUUUUUACCACCAAAGUCACUGUUGCGAUAUGCUCUUUUGUUAGACAUCGUUAAGCCCACUUGCCGAAGGUCCAUGUGCUUUACGAAAGGUUAUGGAAGCUACAUAGAAGGGACAGGAUCUGUGUUACAGACCGCAGAGGAUGUGCAGAUUGAGUAUAUCUACAAUUCCCUUACCAAUUUGUCACAAGAAGAAAAGUUAACAAAACUGUUAAUGCUUAAACUUCGAUAUUUCACUCCUAGAGAAAUAGCAAAUCUCCUUGGAUUUCCUCCAGACUUCGCCCAGGAAAUCCAGGGACUGUUGCUGCGAAGAGAUUGGACACGUUGCCUUUGCUUCUUAGAGCAGCCGGCCCCUCCUGACCCGCUUCCUGGGCGCCAGUGCUCCAUGUGAGGGAGCCAGCAGUUUCUUAGGCUGGGCCACUCUCUGCUUAGUUUAUGCAUAUGUGAAAUGGGGACAAUGACAACUUCAUAGAGUGGUUGUGACAGUAAAGUGAGUGAACGUAAGUAAAAUGUUUACACACUCUCUGACGCAUAAUAUAAAAUUGUGUCAGCUUUUAUUUUUUAAAUGAUAGGCAUUUAUUUGCUUUUCUAGCAUUUACUUCAUAAGUAUUUUUUCUCAUUAUUUUAAAAUUUUAGAUGGGUAAAAUAGGAUUUUUCAAAGCUCUCUGAAAAUAUAUGUCUGAGACAUACAAGAAAGGCUUUUUAAUUGCUUAACAUUCUUCUAAAAUGUGUGUCAUAUUUGUAUAGUGUCCUAAGCAGCACUGUGACAGAGCUGUCCCUCAUGUGUGCUUCUGGUGUUAUUUACUCUGGGUCCCAAACGGGCGUUGUUUGCGCUGCUGGUCCACUGGCGAUGAUGGCUUUGCGUUGAUCCUUCCAUCUGUUUCGUCUUGGUUUCCUCUGUGAUGAGUGGCAUGCAUUCUUGAGAGAGCAGGCUUUGGAAGAGAGAGGCACUAACUUACACUUCCUGAGUGAAAGCUGCUGUCUUGACCUCGUUAAUUCUGUUUCUUUGUUCUUGAGGAUUAUUAUUUUUAAUGUACCUAAGUUUUUAAAAAGUCACUUUUUAACUUAAAACUAUAUAUUUUUUUCAUAAGCUAGUUGAGAUUUUAGGAUCUAUAUCUAUAUAUAAAAUACACACACAUAUAUAAAAUUUUUACAGAUCUGACUUGUUUGUUUUCAGACCUUUCUUCCCCUCUGAUGUAGUCUACAGAAGAUCAUCCCUGGGGUGUUCUAAACUGUUUAUAGAUAUAUUUGUACCUCUGGCUACUUUGAGCUAAAUAGUUUUUGAGAUGACUAUAGUGCUUGCCUAAGACAUGUUCUAUUUAUAAUAGCAAUUUUAUGAUGAUUCUCAACUGCAAAUAUAGUUUUAUUAUGCUAAUCACUGUUAUGUUAUUGCAGUAAGUGUAAUAUCAAGUGUUGAUGAAGAAACUUUAUCAUGGUCAGCUCUACCUUGUGGUCCUCACAAGUACAUGAAAUUUUGCUAUGUGUAAUGCUCUUUAAUUGUUUCCUUCAUUUUAUUAUCUAAGUUGCUUUUUCUUUAGUUAAUUGCUAUGCCAAAGGAAACCGAAUGUGGAAUUCUAAUGUUGUAACUAACAUUAGUACACUCUUAUGCAUGGACAGUCUUUUAUGUUGAGGUUUGCAAGACUUUGUUCCAGCAAAUGUAGUAUCUGUGGGCUAUUUUGUUCUGAAACAGCAAAUAGAAGCCCAACAUGAGAAAGUCAAUUUGUGGAAGCAGAAUAUAAAAAACAACUGUGAGAGACUUGUAUCCAGAAAAUAUAAAGAACUUUUACAAUUCAACAAUAAAAAGAAUAAUAAUCCAAUUUAAAAAUGGGCAAAAGAUUUGAAUAGACGUUUCUCUGAAGAAUACAGACAAUGUCCAAAGAGCACAUGAAGACGUGUUCAGCCUCAUGUGUUAUUAGUGAAUCGCAAAUCAAAACCACGGUAAGAUACCACUGCACCAAAAGAGAACAAAUAACAGUGUUGACAAAGAUGUGGAGAAAUCAGAUGCCUUGUACACUGCUGGUGGGAAUAUAAAAUGGUGCAGCUGCUCUGGAAAACAGUCUGGUAAUUCCUCAAAUGUUAGACAUAGAGUUACUAUAUGACACAGCAGUUUCUCCACUGGGUAUAUCUCCAAGAGAAUCAAACACAUACAUCCACCCAAAAACUUAUACAUAAUGUUUGUGAGAGCAUUGUUCAUAAUAACCAACAAGUAGCAACAACCCGCACAUCUGUCGAUGAAUGAAUGGGUAAACAAAAUGUGCUAUAUCCAUACAAGAGAAUAUUAUUCAGCCGUGAAGACGAAUGAAGUAUUGGUACAUGCUAUAACAUGAAUGAACCUUGAAAACAUUAUCCUAAGUGGAAGAAGCCAGAAAUAAAAGACAGCAUACUGAGUGGUUCCAUCUAUAUGAAAUGUUCAGAAUAGGCAAAUCUAUAGAAACAAAAAGUAGGUUAGUGUUUGAGGGAUAGAGAGGGGAAAUGAGGAGUGACUACUAACAGAUACCAGCUUGGUUUUUUUUUUUUUAUUGAGGCGUAAUUGACAUACAACAUUAGUUUUAGGUGU